Molecule: messenger RNA, 2466 nt
Organism: Drosophila busckii
Lineage: Eukaryota; Metazoa; Arthropoda; Insecta; Diptera; Drosophilidae
Gene: Gfat2
Product: glutamine--fructose-6-phosphate aminotransferase [isomerizing] 2
Exons: 1
Coding region: 327-2363 (678 amino acids)
Biological process (GO): fructose 6-phosphate metabolic process; carbohydrate derivative biosynthetic process; UDP-N-acetylglucosamine metabolic process
Molecular function (GO): L-glutamine:D-fructose-6-phosphate transaminase (isomerizing) activity; carbohydrate derivative binding
Source: RefSeq, a predicted model, not a curated record
GCAAUAUAAAACGAUUUACAAACUUGUUGCUGUGAUUGUUCUUGAUAUGCAGCUGUAAGUCUUAAGCUCAAAAGAGCUUACGUUGCAAUUCUAGCAACUAAGGAAAGAGCAGCCACCAACAGUAACGGCAAUGCAACACUUUGUUUACAUUGCGCACGUCAGUUGAUAAGCGUGUGUGAGUGAGUGCGCGUGAAUGUGGGUGUUGGGGCUAGAAUUUAUCACUCGCUAAAAAAAUUCCACGGAAAACACAGCCACUGUCGCAGUUUACAUUAAGAAGCAGAGCUACGUCGACGUGGCCUUAGGAAACACAGCACAAACAAAAGAAAAUGUGUGGCAUAUUUGCAUAUCUGAACUAUCUAACACCCAAGACGCGACAGCAGGUGCUCGAACUGCUGCUGCAGGGCCUGAAGCGUCUGGAGUACCGUGGCUAUGACUCAACGGGCGUAGCCAUAGAUGGACCCGGACAGGAUAUUAUUAUGGUCAAGCGCACGGGCAAAGUCAAAGUGCUGGAGGAUGCCAUAGCAGAGGUGUGCCAGGGCGACGGCUAUGCUGAACCCGUGGAUAUACACAUAGGCAUCGCACAUACGCGCUGGGCCACGCACGGUGUGCCCUCUGAGCUGAACUCGCACCCGCAGCGCUCGGAUGAGACCAACAGCUUCGUGGUUGUGCACAACGGCAUCAUCACAAACUACAAGGACGUCAAGACGCUGCUGGAGAAACGCGGCUAUGUGUUUGAGUCGGAUACGGAUACGGAGGUUAUUGCCAAGCUGGUGCAUCACUUAUGGCAGACACAUCCGGGCUACACCUUUGGCGAGCUGGUGGAGCAGGCUAUACAGCAAAUUGAAGGCGCCUUUGCCAUAGCAUUGAAAUCGAAGCAUUUCCCAGGUGAAUGCGUUGCCUCGCGUCGCGGCUCGCCUUUGCUGGUGGGCAUUAAGGCCAAGACCAAGCUGGCCACAGAUCAUGUGCCCAUCUUGUAUACCAAAGCGCAUCGUCCGCAUGGUCAGGCACAAUUUCAGCUGCUUCCGGGCGGCAGCAUGGAGGUCACUGCGGAGUUUCAGCCGCUGGAGCACAGGGAGGUGGAAUAUUUCUUUGCCUCGGAUGCCUCAGCAGUUAUAGAGCACACUAACCGUGUGAUCUAUCUGGAGGAUGAUGACGUGGCUGCUGUCAAACGCGAUGGCACAUUGAGCAUACAUCGCCUGAACAAAUCCUCAGAUGAUCCGCAUGCUCGUGAGAUUAUAACACUCAAAAUGGAAAUACAGCAGAUUAUGAAGGGCAAUUAUGAUUACUUUAUGCUCAAAGAGAUUUUCGAGCAGCCCGAGUCUGUGGUGAAUACAAUGCGUGGACGCGUGCGCUUCGAUACCCAAAACGUUGUCUUGGGCGGCAUCAAGGAGUACAUACCGGAGAUUAAGCGCUGUCGUCGCCUCAUGCUUAUUGCCUGCGGCACCAGCUAUCACAGCGCUGUGGCCACGCGUCAGCUGCUGGAGGAGCUCACCGAGCUGCCUGUCAUGGUAGAGCUUGCCUCUGAUUUCCUCGAUCGCAACACGCCCAUCUUCAGAGAUGAUGUCUGCUUCUUUAUAUCACAAUCUGGCGAGACGGCGGAUACUUUGAUGGCCUUGCGUUAUUGCAAGCAACGUGGCGCGCUUAUCGUGGGAAUCACCAACACCGUGGGCAGCAGCAUUUGCCGUGAAUCCCACUGCGGCGUGCAUAUCAAUGCAGGUCCGGAAAUAGGUGUAGCCUCUACCAAGGCCUACACAUCGCAGUUUAUUUCGCUCGUCAUGUUUGCCCUGGUCAUGUCUGAGGACCGCUUGUCACUGCAACAGCGCAGGCUGGAAAUUAUUGCUGGACUUGCCCAGCUGGAUGAGCAUAUUCGCCAUGUGCUGCAGCUAAACUCGCAGGUACAAGAGCUGGCCAAGGAACUCUACCAACACAAAUCCCUGCUUAUAAUGGGUCGUGGCUUUAAUUUUGCCACCUGCCUAGAAGGCGCACUCAAGGUCAAGGAGCUCACUUAUAUGCACAGCGAGGGAAUCUUGGCUGGCGAGCUGAAGCAUGGGCCACUGGCGCUGGUCGAUGAUGAAAUGCCCGUGCUAAUGAUUGUUCUACGUGACCCUGUUUAUAACAAGUGCAUGAAUGCUCUGCAGCAGGUCACCUCCCGUAAGGGUCGGCCCAUUCUAAUAUGCGAGGAGGACGACCAGGAGACCAUGGCCUUUUCCACACGCUCCUUGCAAAUACCACGCACCGUCGACUGUCUCCAGGGCAUACUCACAGUCAUCCCAUUGCAACUGCUUUCCUAUCACAUUGCCGUUCUGCGCGGAUGUGACGUGGACUGUCCACGCAAUCUGGCCAAAUCCGUAACCGUCGAGUAGAUACAGCCUCUAGCCCCCAACUACAAAAUUCCAUUUUACUGGCCAACGUUAAGUUUAUAGUUUAUUGUAAUAAAAAUAAGCGCAUUGAUUUAUUUUCCCUUAA